GUUCUGGAUCUCCACCAUCUUAUGGUUGCUGCAGCCAAGCCUAACCCCAACCUUUACAUCCUCAACCAGUUCUUGUCUAUGUUCCUUGAAAGAAAUGGAAUGAUAAGAAGCCAAAGAGGAGAGGAGAACAUCGAGAAAAAAGAUUCUCCUGUUUCAUGUACUACCCGCUGGAUUAUUGCAGUGAUUCUAGGGAUCAUCUUCUUGGCAUUGCUGGGAACAACAGUGGGUUUUAUUAUCAAGGGCUAUGACUAUGAAUGGGAAGAGAGAUGUAUGAUUUUUUUUGCAGGCUGUCUAUGUCCACGCUGCCCUGAGCAGUGGGUAGCCUACAGAGGGAGCUGCUACUCCUUCUCCACGGAGAAGAAGGACUGGAAUUCCAGCCGGGAAUCCUGCAGGGCACAGGGAGCUCAUCUCCUGGUCAUCAGCGAUACCGGCGAAAAGGACUUGUUCCAGACGAUGCACACUGAAUUCCACUGGAUUGGUUUGCAGAAUAGCACUGGUGGUGACUGGGCCUGGGAAGAUGGCUCAAAACUGGAUGGCAAACAGGUCCAGUCCAACAGCCCUGUGCAGAACUGCGCCGUUCUGAUGGCAGAUGCCAUCCGUGCUUCCAGCUGCGAAGUCCCUGCCCCAUGGAUCUGUGAGAAAUCUCUUCAGUGA
Messenger RNA from Pelecanus crispus (Dalmatian pelican), 654 nucleotides. NCBI's taxonomy places the organism in Eukaryota, Metazoa, Chordata, Aves, Pelecaniformes, Pelecanidae. The record is from RefSeq and is a predicted model, not a curated record.